CCCAGGUCAAUCCCUUAGUGUAAGCUCACGGACAAGGGAGCAGUCGUUGGUGCAUGCGACUGGUCAGAGAGAAAGCCAGCAUCUCGGGUGAAUCCUCAAGGCACGCCAGUGACCGCCGAAGGGAAGGUCUUACACACCGACCCUGAGGAAUUAAACACAGGCAUAAACAUCCCUAACCCGGUUGGAAUCGACAGAGCAGCCCGUCGAUGGACGCAUAUAAGCUUCGCUCAUCAUUAUAGGGUGUGUGAUGCGUCCUCCAAAGCUCGCCACGGGCCCGGAUGCUUGGCCCUCGUGUCGCACACACGAGGAGGGCACGCAAUGGCUUCGUUUGGAACCCUCACAGCUUGAGGAUGGCUGACGGGGACCAGGCAAAUAGCACCACAAUCCCAUCAACCGAGACGAUGAAAUCGUCACCUGCACACAAAAGGGAAGUCGGACUUUAACACUUCUGAAGUCCACCCCUGGUGGCUGUCGGUAUCUUGUCACCUUCGUUGAUGCGUAUACGAAGAAGAUGGGAGUGCAUCCACUGCCAGAUGGCCGUGAGUCAGUAGUAGCACUGAGACGCCUCUGCGAUGAGGUGGAGACGCUUGAGAUCCUCCGGUCGAGCGAUGGACAGGGGCUGUCGGUUGAACAGACCUGCACAGAGGGAGGCCACAAGCAGAACCCAGUGCACACUACUCAUCGGCACAGCAUAGGAUCGCCAAGCCAGUGAACAGCACGCUGCUUGACAUGGCGAGUGCUCUGAUGAUCGAGCAUCGCAUCGCUGUGGCGUUCUGGUCCUUUGCGAUUACCUUUGGCAGUGCAUCUCUUCAAGCGCAUAUCCACAAACAAUCUGUCACAAAGGACGACACCACACGAGACGUGUGCAAUGUGACAUGAUUGAGGGAUUUACCUGCAUCGGAUGGGAGACGUGGAUGGCUUGGCUGCGUAGUUGUCAGUGAGCCCCGAAGGGCCACGCGCACUCAACCCAGAGCCCAUCCCCAUGAUGCUGCUAGCCAUGGUCAAUGCAGUGGCUCAUGAAUCCAGCAUCCGCAUGGAUGGCGCUGUAUUUGCAAUGACAGAUGCAGCAGCCGCCCCACAAGCUGUUCCGCUGCCUCUCAGACAGUCGGUCAGACGAUAGACGAGGCAAUGUCGAGUGACUCUAUGCUGACGUCGAUGCGAUGGACGCACUGGCGAGACGUUGUCUGCCGAUGGACGUUGUCUGCACAUAGAGAGAGCGGAGCUGCGGCUGAUGCGCGGCCGCACGGCCGGCCAGCUGUCGGUGAGGGGGCUGACUUGACGGAUGAGUAAGUGGAGCACAUGACCGAGAGUGUUCCUCGAAGUGGGGAAGAGCGGCUCGUCGGGACGAUCCGUUGUUGGCACACUCGCUGAGCACUUGGAUCGAAGAGGGGAAGUGAUUGCUCCUGUAGACGAUCCAAUUGCCAUCGAGUAUGCGGCAAUAGAUGGCGUCGAGCUCGGCUUCAAGCCGGUUUUCGUGCCGGAUAAAAAGGCUCUUUCUGCCCCAUAAGAUGGCCGAUCGGGCGAUGAACAACAUGUUGUCGAGCCUCCGUGCUGACACUUAAGAUGUACACGUGCUCGCAAGGUCGUUGUCAUCAGCUGAGAUGCCCGAGGCUGAUGUGCUGUCAUACGUGACGUGUGGCUGGCAUAACGCCGAGACGGCUGAGUGGAUGGAUAAUGCGGGUUGUCUUGAUCGCGGCAAAAGCAAGUCGCCCUCAAUUGAUGCGCAUCAUCCACCUUCAGGCUGCAGGCACCCAACGCACGAACAGCACAUAGCAGAAUGGCUGACGGAUAGCAAGGUUCUACUCGCGCCUGGUCGAUGUGACGAAGCGAGAGAGGCUGUGGCGUUGCUGUGUGGGGGAUAUGGGGAGCGUGACGAAGAGAGAGAGUCGGACGGCAAGAGGGGCAAGAGGGCUGGCACGGAGAUGUGCUGCUUUGCCUGCUUGGCCGCAGAAGAGACUCCCUGCCUCUGACACCACCCACACCUACACUCAGCAGACACAGCAGGAAGCCAAUAGCAAUUCGGUGGCCUGACUAGCGUCAUGCCGGUGCCGAUUUUGUGCAUCCAUCAAAAGCUAUCCAGAAGCCAGAAAUAGCCCCGAUGCAGAAGAGUGGUCUGAAGUGACAGACGCACAACAUCGGACAAUGCACAACUUGGGUGUGUGCGAGGGUUCCUUACGUGAGCUGGAUGCUGAACGAGCGACUCGUGUGAGAAAUGAGUCCUCGAGAAGAAACCAAGGCGACUUGUCGCCAAGGGUUUUAUUGAGCAGCUCCUGCAAACAGAUGACGACAAGCACAGUCGUGCGCUGGUUCUCUCUGAGUGCUCACGGCAUACCUCUUGUUCUCCUUCUCUGAUCGUCAGGCUGUAGGGAAGCGAACCAACGGCUUCCAGCAGCUCUUGACUGCAGACAAGCAGAAGAAGACACCCAUGUGUGACGUUGUCGAUUCCUCGGCAUAUCAAAGUUGGCUGUGAGGCAGCUGACUUGAAGAGGGGCGGUGGUCUCGCGAUGUCUGACGGGCUCAGAGAGGCAACGAAUCUGAGGC
This is a messenger RNA of Vitrella brassicaformis, 2541 nucleotides long. NCBI's taxonomy places the organism in Eukaryota, Vitrellaceae. The record is from the annotation of a GenBank genome assembly.